AUGGGUUCGCUUCAGCUGGUAAACGCUUUUCUCCUGGUGGCUCUGAUUAAAUCGGGUCUUGGCCAGCUGCCUCAGAACGACUGCUUUCCGCGUUUCAAGUACAAUUUCUUCCAAGGGCAGUUCAUCGGUCUUGUGGAAGUGCGGCAUCCAGCAUCCAGCAACCAUACCCUGAUCCUUCAGUUCUCCCAGCGCGGAUAUCACGAAUUUACGGACUAUGUAGGCACUAUUUCUCUGGUUGAUGAUGAUGAGACUACGCAGAAUAAUCUACGUCAGGGGUUGCCCGUACGAUACCGCGUGGAUUUCCCGAUUCCCACUGUGCCGCCCAAGAUCACAAGUAUGCGAUUAAAUGACUUAGAGCUUUGCGGUGGCUCAGAAUAUGGCAAGCCAAGAACAGGCAUUACUCUGCGAAUCACUUGGAGCACACCCUACGUUUCGGUUUAUGGAGUCAAUCCUCAACCAGUGCCAUCACGUCCCAAUCAGAAUUGGGGACAGGAGGAAGGCCCUAGGGUAUCAGGGCCCAGUCCACCAAGGGUCACGAAUGAUGAAGACAGUUAUGGAGGGAAUAAUGGCUCGCUGCCAACGAUUUCGACACCUGGUCGAGGAACUGUACCCCAGCAGACAUUUCCGAAUCCUGUUAGAACUAAUACCCAACAGCAGCCGGUCGCAAAUCCCGGUCGCAGUUCUGUCCCCCAGCAGACAACCAGAAGACCCGAAGAUCUCGCUCCGCAGCAGAGGGGUUCUUCCAGUGGGAUUCCUUGCGGAGUCGAGAGGACCAGCACCACUCCUCUGAUAUUCCAGGGAAAAAACCUGGAGCGCGGCCAGCUGCCAUGGUUGGUGGCAAUCUUCGAGCGAAGGGACAGCAAUGGACCCGCCUUUAUCUGUGGCGGCUCCCUGAUCUCGACUUCCACGGUCCUGUCUGCGGCCCAUUGCUUUCGACAUCCUGGUCGGGAUUUGACCGCGGAUCGCACGGCCGUCUCCCUGGGAAGAAACAGUCUGGCCAUUCACUCCCAGGGAGAAAUUCGCGGAGUGACCGAGUUAAUCAUUCAUGAAAAGUAUAAUAUUAAGCAGUCCCCGGAGUCCGAUUUGGUAUUGGUUAGAUUGGACGAACCGGUGAGAUAUAACGACUACAUAGUACCCAUUUGCCUGUGGAGCACCAGAAACCGCAUGGACCUGCAGCAAGGACUCAAGACGUAUGUAGCAGGCUGGGGACCCGAUGAGUCCGGCACCGGCAACUCGGAAGUGUCCAAGAUCACCGACCUGAACAUCUUAAGUGAGACCAGCUGCGCCCAGGAGCUGCCCCCUUCGCUGCACCAGCCAAACACCCUGUGCGCCAAGAAGAUAGGAAGGGGACCCUGUGCGAGCGAUGGAGGAGGACCCCUGAUGCUGCGGGAAAACGACGUGUGGGUACUGCGGGGAGUGAUUUCUACGGGGUUGAUCGACGAAGAAAGGCACACCUGCGAUCUGUCCCAACCGUCCGUAUUCACCGACGUGGCCAAGCACAUCGACUGGGUACGAAGGAACAUGUGGGACUAAAGGGAAUUUGGAUCUUUCCUGGCUUUGUAGAUCCUCAUGAACAGAUGCAUUUAUACAACGUAACUGGAAGAUCCAAGUGCUAAUUUACUGUCUCUGAACUGGCUACUACUGGAUUAUUUAUCAUUGAAUGAAAUUAAUUAAUGACAAAUAUCUCUUAUACACAGCAAAAUAUUUUUGAUAAUUAUUUGGAUGCAAUAUGUAUGUAAAUUUUACAAAUUUUCGAAAAUUUGAAUUAAUUUGUAAAUUAAACAUAAAAUAACUAUUAAUAGUGGUGAAAAAUAAAGGAAUUUUUGUUGAACAUCCUUA
Messenger RNA from Drosophila rhopaloa, 1839 nucleotides. Its product is annotated as phenoloxidase-activating enzyme 1. Lineage: Eukaryota; Metazoa; Arthropoda; Insecta; Diptera; Drosophilidae. Gene Ontology annotation, biological process: proteolysis. Gene Ontology annotation, molecular function: serine-type endopeptidase activity. The record is from RefSeq and is a predicted model, not a curated record.